AUGGGAGCGUUUGCGGGCUAUCGCCGAGUGUGUUAUUACACUAACUGGUCACGUUAUCGUUAUGGACUUGGUCGAUACUUCCCUAACAAUACAGAUCCACACCUGUGUACUCACAUAGUAUUUGCCUUCGCAAAACUUGAAAAAAGUGAACUUGCUGUGUAUGAAGACGAUGAAACCCUAUAUGAAGAAAUCAACAAAUUGAAGCUCACCAACCCGAGCCUGAAGACUAUGAUUGCAGUCGGCGGAUGGAACCAAGAAAGUAUCGAGUGGUCCGAUCUCGUCUCUAAAACUAACAAAAUGAACAAAUUCAUCGUCAAAUCCAUUCCAUUCAUACGUAGACAUGGCUUUGAUGGCCUAGAUCUGGACUGGGAAUACCCCGCAUUGCGUACCGGAGCUAAUGCUACCACUGACAAACACAACUUUGCAGUUCUAUGCAAGAAACUACGACUAGCGUACGAUAGGGAAGCACGACUGACAGGACAAGCUCGACUUCUGUUGUCGGUAGCGGUAGCAGCAUCGAAAAAAAUAGUCGACGUGUCUUACGAAGUACCGACUAUAUCUAGGUACGUUGAUUUCAUCAAUCUGAUGAGCUAUGACCUGCACGGGAGCUGGCUGAUGCAAACGGGCCAUCAUUCUCUACUACAUGACAGAGGCUACAACAGCGAUAACGCAGAAGACAUCUACCUUGAUAUCGACUGGGCUGCACGGUAUUGGGUCCUACUCGGUGCUUCUAAAGAACAAAUGAAUAUAGGUCUGUCUUUCUACGGACGUGGAUUUACCCUGAAAGACCCCAAUGAUAGUGGAUUCGGAGCGCCAACCAAGGGUCCUAGCCGACCUGGUCCAUUCACCAGAGAGUCUGGCUACAUGGCAUACUACGAGAUUUGUCUGCUGUUAGCCCGUGGAGGACAAAUGAACCGGGACGCAGGCGAGCCCAUCUACAUCAAUGGCAACCAAUGGAUCGGUUAUGAUGACGAAAUCAGCAUUUCUAAAAAGGUUGCUUGGUUGAUACACGAGGGAUUUGGUGGAGCGAUGAUGUGGGCGCUUCCGUUAGAUGACUUCAAUCAAGAAUGUCCUUUGUCAAGAAGAAAAUUCCCACUUGCAAAUAGAGUAAAAGACGAUCUUUUGGCUGCCGAUUCGACUGUAACUGGUUCGGAAACAACUACAACCUCUGGACAACGUCUCGUUUGCUUCUAUGAUGUGUUAGCGGCUUACCGACCCGGCAUAGGUGCAUUUAUACCUACUGAUAUCGACUCUAACUUAUGUACACACUUGGUAUUUGCAAAUGCCAUGGUUCGGAGUAGUACUCCCGUACUUUACAGACGAAGGGUUACCGAUAUUUCAUACUAUGACGAUUUUACAAAUCUGACCAAUACGAACCCAAGCCUGAAGACACUCAUAAUGGUAUCGGAGGAUACCAAGGGAAUGGAGAUAAGUGCAAUGGCAGAAAACAGUACUUAUCGAAACUUGUUUGCCUCAUCUUGCAUACAAUUCUGUAGGAAACAUGGGUUUGAUGGCUUAGUUUUGCAAUGGACAGUGCCCAACGGUAACGACUUCCGACUGUUGAGCGAGGAUCUCAGAGCGGCAUUCCAAGCUGAAAACACAUCUGUUCCACUGCUUCUUGUUGCUCAGCUUGCUGGAGACACGAUUGACAACAUAAACACCUACUACGAUAUAAACACACUCAAAUCAACCAUCGAAACAAACUACGACUUCGUCAAUCUGCACACCUUCAGUUUGUAUGACUCUUCGCCUGUAACUGCUCAUCACAGUCGCCUUCGCGAAAGAGAUGGAUCUAUCGGAGCGGACAAGUUUCUCAACAUAAAAGCUAUUGCUGAAUAUUAUGUUUUCCUUGGAAUUCCGAAAUCGAUGAUAAAUGUCGGAAUCGCAACGUAUGGGAGAGGUUUUACCUUAGCAUCCAACAAUAACACCAGCGUUGGAGAUGCAGUCACAGGCGACAGUACUGCAGGAAAUCUUUCAGACCUAGUUGGCUUCAUGUCAUACUACGAGAUUUGUUACGCUAUUCAAAACGGCGAUGGCACAGGGUAUAGUGAUUAUGGUGAGCCUUACUACGUUCAAGAUUCUCAGUGGAUCGGCUAUGAUGAUGUUAAUAGCGUAAGGGAGAAGGCGGAAUGGGUGGUUGGCCAAGAAUACGGUGGCAUUUCAAUGUUUUCGCUCACUUUCGACGAUUACAGCCAAUACUGCAACAUUUCUGAUGUCAGCUUCCCACUAAUCAACACCAUUAAAGAUGUAUAUACCGAAGAAAGCACUCCAAAACUGUUCCGACGAGUAUGUUAUGUGAGCACAUGGUCGGAAGAUCGUCCUGGAGAUGGGCAGUUCCAGGCCCAGGACAUCGACCCGUUUCUUUGUACUCAUAUUAUUGUAGCGUUUGCCAAAGUAUCUGAUGAUAACACUCUUGAGCCAGUUGGCUCGAACUACACCGGCAUAUACGAUAGUGUUACCGCACUUCGAACAAAUAACACUGAUCUGAAGGUGUUGAUAUCCGUGGGAGGAUGGGAGCAAGGCAGUGAGAGUUUUUCUUUCAUGGUUUCACGACCUAAGAGGAGGAGGUCCUUUGUUAGCUCAGCCAUACAAUUUAUGAAAGAUUAUGGAUUCGACGGCAUUGAUUUAGCAUGGUUGUACCCAGCUCAAAGGUCAGGAUCUAACGAAGAAACCGACAAGAAAAACUUUGCAACUCUUGUUCAGUUAUUUAGGAGUGAAAUUGAUGCGGAGUCGAUUUCUUUGCUGUUGUCUGCUGCGGUGGCUGCGGAGCAGAGCCACAUUGACUAUGCUUAUGAUGUGAAAUCCCUGGCAGAAAAUGUAGAUUUCCUUAAUAUCCAGACGUUUGACAUGCAUGGUUUUUGGGAUGGAGUUACAGGGCAUCACAGUCAGCUGAGACCCUUUCCGUAUCAAACUGGAACCGAUGCCAAUCUAAACUAUAUUUGGUCAGCGGAUUAUUGGGAAAUGCGUGGAGUCGAUAAACAAAAAAUAAACAUAGGUGUCGCCACCUUCGGACGUGGUUUUAAUGUGUCUGACGAAAAUAUGGGAGCAGCGGUCGGAUUGCCUAUUGAAGGGCCAAGCCUGAAGGCACCAUUCACAGAAGAGGAAGGUUUCAUGGCCUACUAUGAGCUUUGUGAUUUACCAGCACAAGUCGCAGAUCUAGGAGAUGCAAUUAUUAAGUACGGUUCGAAUAACCUAUGGAUUGGAUACGAUGACCCAGCUGUUAUCGUUCGAAAGAUGUUGUGGCUGAUAAGCGAGGAUUACGGUGGAGUAAUGGUUUGGUCUUUGGACUUGGAUGACUUUAGAGGAAACUGUUCCCUUUCCACUGGACCAUAUCCUCUCCUUAACGCAGUAAAGGAUACCUUAAUCAAUUAUGCUGAUGGCGAUUUCCCAGAUCCUCUUCCAGUUCCAACAACGUCUUUUGACACGACAACAAUGACAGAGACAACCACGCCAAUUCCGACCACUACGCAGGAAGACUUCAUCGAUUGUAAUAAUUCUACAACCGGAGGACCAUACCCGAAUCCAAACGACUGCAGAACGUUCUACAAAUGUGUCGAUGGAGUAUCCCAUCUGUACAAUUGCCCAGGGAACACAUCAUAUGACCGUGCCCACAGAGUGUGCAACUAUGAUCGUUUUACAAACUGUUGA
Messenger RNA from Ylistrum balloti, 3648 nucleotides. RefSeq lists its product as uncharacterized. Gene Ontology annotation, cellular component: extracellular region. Bases 1 to 3648 code for a protein of 1215 amino acids. NCBI's taxonomy places the organism in Eukaryota, Metazoa, Mollusca, Bivalvia, Pectinida, Pectinidae. The transcript has 23 exons. The record is from RefSeq and is a predicted model, not a curated record. Gene Ontology annotation, molecular function: chitin binding; chitinase activity. Gene Ontology annotation, biological process: carbohydrate metabolic process; chitin catabolic process.